UUUUUGUCGUUUUGUUGCCGUAAUUUCUCUCUUUUCUCUUUCUCUGUUAGUAGUAUCACUAAUUAUCAGGAAGAAAAGGGAGAAGGAGAGUUCCCGCAUUGCUCGGAUUUGAUUCCGUUGAUUUUUUUUUUCCUCCCCGAGAAAAUCUGUGAUCGAGAAGUCAAAGAAAAUCAAUGACUACGAAGAACUUGGUGGAUCCUUCGUGGCGUCUUCUGGCUGCGUGCGGCGGGGACACGGUCAAGCUCUUCGACGUUUCCGCCGGCGCCGAGUCUAGUGAUGAUCCCUGCGUUUUGAGCUAUACUCCGACGCGUGGCUCUGUCGUCAAUUCCGUGAAGUGGAACCAUACGAAUAUGGUUGUAGCGAGUGUUGGAGAAGAUAAGAAAAUAUCUCUGUGGCAUAAAAAUGGCAAGAGCUUGAUAACAGUGCCGGUUACUUUGACGAACAGCAGUGACACCAAUGAGGAAUGUUUAUCGGCCAUUAACUUCAGCAACAAAGGGUCGAGGUAUAUGUGUUCUGGAGGAACUGAGAAAGCUCUGUAUCAAAAAUCUCAAGGGGCAUACAAGUACAAUAACGGGUGUGAUGUACAACUGCAAAGACGAUAAUUUGGCUUCUAUCAGUGUUGAUGGGGAUCUGAUUGUCCACAACCUUAGAUCUGGAGAAGGAGCUACUGAACUCAAAGAUCCAAACGGCCAGGUGUUGAAGGUUCUCGAUUAUUCAAGGUUCAGUCGACACCUUCUACUUACUGCAGGUGAUGAUGGGACUGUGCAUCUCUGGGACACGACUGGUCGUAACCCAAAGAUGUCCUGGUUGAAGCAGCAUUCUGCACCAACUGCUGGUGUUUGUUUCUCUCCGUCAAAUGACAAGAUAAUUGCCAGUGUGGGGCUAGACAAAAAGCUUUACACUUACGACUCAGGUUCCAAAAGACCUUCUUCCUGCAUUCCGUAUGAAACACCUUUCUCUUCUUUAGCGUUUGGGGAUAAUGGGCACAUACUAGCAGCUGGAACCGGUAAUGGUAGAAUAGUAUUCUACGACGUACGUGGAAAACCACAACCUUUCACUGUCCUGCAUGCGUACAGCAGCUCAGAGGUCAAUACUUUUUCCCUUAGCGCAACCUCUAAGCAUUACGGUUUUGCUAUGGCUGUUACAAGUUUAUCCUGGCAAACAUCAAAACCGGUUAUUGUGAAUGAAAGAAACUGCACGCCUGAGAUGGCUCUUUUUGGUGGUACUGUGGAAGAUUCAGGUGUCAUUCCAGACCCUUCUCCCUCAACGUCAUCAUUAGCUUCACAUUCCACUGUGGUGCCAGGUUCUCAUGGAGUUUCCACUAGUACGGUGAAUCUAUCAUCAGCAGAAGAAACACCGAAUAGAAAUCAUCUAUGGCCUGGUGGACCGCUGAGCAGGCUACAGGCACACCGUGCCAGUGAUAGUCUUAAAGAUGACAUGGACAUAUUUUCCCCUAUCGUUGGCAUACAUUCUGUCGAGAAUUGGUCUGAUGUCGAAGGAUUGAAAAGGGAUCAUUUAGUUCUUGAUAAGAAGACUUCCUCCUUGACAUUUCCUUCAUCGAGCAAAGGAGGAUUUCCGUUUGGGGAUGACGGUAACAAGGAACAUCCAAUAAAUGACUGGAAAGAUGACACAGGAGCUGCCCUUUCGCCAUUUGUAUCCACUCCCACAGUACCAUCAAAAGGCGAAUACUCUGCUCUGACACCUCCAAAAGCCUGGGGUGGGGAGAGGUUCAACCACUUGGCUGCUAAUGAGAAGUAUUCUGAUAAAUUCAGUCACCUGAAUCCGCCGCUGCGUCUCGGAGUUUCAAGCUCAAGCGCUAGUACAUCUGGAUCAACAAUGUUUUCUGGUUCUAGAGAUUUCCCUUUGUCUCUUGGUCAGAAUCAGACGAGCCUUGCGAACGUUAGCAUUAGCUCAGAUUUCCCAGGCAUAAGAGACUUCUCUUCGAAAUUUGAGAAAUCCUCAGCACCUGCAGACAGUUUCCCAUCCAGCCCGUUGUUAACAAAAGGCGUCGCAGCUCCAGGCAACAUUGAUUCACUGAGGCUAUCACCAAGUUUUACUCGUAGGUUCUCAACUUAUGCUGAGAGAAUCAGCACCACCUCUUCCUUCAGCGAUGGAGCUUUUCUCUCUUUUGGUUCGCCUAAGAUAAAGAAAACAGGAGGCGAAACCAGAGAAGAUGUUCUGAAUAAUCUGUUGCAGAGACCUGAGAAAGCGGCUUCAACAGAUGCAGGAUCUCUUCCGAUUAUGAAUGGAACUAUGUACCAGGGAGGAGGAAGCUUGCAGCAGUCGAAUCAAUCCGAAACGGAUCCACAGCGAGGUAACAAUUUCACGCUUCAGCUAUUUCAAAGAACACUCGAAGGAACACUGGAUACUUUCAAGAACUCAAUCCACGACGAUAUGAGGAACCUGCACAUUGAGAUCUUGAGACAAUUUCAUAUGCAUGAGAUGGAGAUGUCAAAUACGUUAAACUCGGUUCUGGAGAACCAAACAGAGCUCAUGAAAGAAAUUAAGAUGUUACGGAAAGAGAACCAACAACUCCGGCAAAUGCUUUAGAGAGGGAAAGACAGAGGGAUGUCUAUAAGUCCGACCACUUUUUCAAUAGAAAAGCGUUCCAUCGUAGUUUGUAACAAACAUAUUAUUGCUCAGUGGUAACGAUGGAUCACUCUAUCCAUAUAUUUGUAACUAACAAAACUAAAAAAUAUUGACUCAUCUUGUUAAGGCUUUUGUCAACAUCUGAUUGAUUUUCCAAAUACAAAAGCUUAAAUCGACAACUGGAGUCUAAAUGAUUUCGCAUUUAAACAAGAGAUGGU
Molecule: messenger RNA, 2807 nt
Organism: Thlaspi arvense
Lineage: Eukaryota; Viridiplantae; Streptophyta; Magnoliopsida; Brassicales; Brassicaceae
Source: the annotation of a GenBank genome assembly